Messenger RNA from Puccinia triticina, 1368 nucleotides. RefSeq lists its product as uncharacterized. NCBI's taxonomy places the organism in Eukaryota, Fungi, Basidiomycota, Pucciniomycetes, Pucciniales, Pucciniaceae. The record is from RefSeq and is a predicted model, not a curated record. The coding region runs from base 1 to 1368 and encodes 455 amino acids. The transcript is spliced from 3 exons.
AUGCCCUCCGCCCGAGUCAUCGUACUGCCCACCUGCUCGAUCUGCCAGGAUGACGAGGGGGGGAUGGAUGUCGUCGCCACGAACUGUGGACAUGUCUUCCAUCGGGGCUGCAUCCGCACCUGGGACGAGGGCCAGCUGUCGCGCAGACAUUCCACCAAGUGUCCGAGCUGUAACGUCAGCCUCAGAAGAUCGGGCUCGUCCCUCACCGUGGAAGCAAAGCUCAUCACCCUCCACUCGCUCAACGAACGCGAGAUCGACGACCAAGGCUCCUCCCAACUCAUCACUGAUCCCGCCUCAGACCCACGCCUGGCACGAUCCCGGGAAGAAAUCGCCUCGCUCAAGCGCACCCUCCAGGAACGCGAAGCAACGAUCCAGCAGCUCACGCGCGAACCGGCCGCGCUCAGAGCGGAGAGGGAUACCUUGAACAGCACCCUACAGGCGUCGAAUGAAACCAGACAAGCACUCGAAGACCGCCUCCUUAAAUGUUCCAGGGACCUCAGGAUCGAGCGCAAGGAGCGCAACGAUGAACGGCUUGCUCGCUGCCAAGAUGAGAAGCGCGUCAAAUCUGAAUUGGAUAAGGUGAACGAAAAAUACCGGAUUCUCAAGAGCGAGGGAGAACAACUUCAAGAACAAUAUCUGAAAAAAGUCAGUGAAACUGAAGAGUUACAAUCCUUCGUCUCUGAAUUCGCACAAGAGAAAGCGAGAUUCCAGGCGACCGAAGCUGCUCUGAAAGCUCAAUUGCAAGACAGUCACGAGAAAUUCAAGAGCUUGAAAGCUGCUAAUUCGGUUUACAAGGGAAAAUUGGAGGAAGUGAAGAAGAAACGGAACAUGAUCGAAGAUCGAGCAGGACAAUCGAUGGCCAGCUCGGUUCGCCGGUGCGGGAAAUUUUAUCCGGACGUCUCCAAGUCGACGAUCCAGCUCCCCGCAGGUCUAUCGCCGAGCCGACCGGGGAAUACGGCGACGACACACCAGUCGGGCAAGCGCGCCGCCCGAGAGAGUGCCCAUGGCCAGCCGGCCGAGUCGAGCAAGAGGAUCUGCUGGACGAACAAGACGGCCAAGGACCCAUUGCCCAUCGACCUCCGGUCCUCCCUCGAGCCUGAAGACAGCUGCCAUCCUCCCUCCUCCUCGCAUCGCCAGUCUUCCCCUGCUGCCGAUCAUCUCGCCGCCGAUCAUGAUCUCGUCUUGCCCUCCCUGUUCGGAAACGACCUCUCCUCCACCGCCGCUCGUCUCCCCCCCAGAAACAAACUCCCGCUCCCCUUCAAUCCUCUGCACCUCAAUCAAUCCUCUGCCUCUUCUCCCUUCCGAUUCAAUAAAACUCCCAGUAAGGAUGCACUCCUCGCUCUCGGGCCUAAGGUCAGACACAGAUAA